Molecule: messenger RNA, 1699 nt
Organism: Xiphophorus hellerii (green swordtail)
Lineage: Eukaryota; Metazoa; Chordata; Actinopteri; Cyprinodontiformes; Poeciliidae
Product: homeobox protein Hox-B6a-like
Exons: 2
Coding region: 523-1344 (273 amino acids)
Biological process (GO): anterior/posterior pattern specification; regulation of transcription by RNA polymerase II
Cellular component (GO): nucleus
Molecular function (GO): RNA polymerase II cis-regulatory region sequence-specific DNA binding; DNA-binding transcription factor activity, RNA polymerase II-specific
Source: RefSeq, a predicted model, not a curated record
GGGGGGGGGGGUCGCGGGAGUUCCCAGACCCCCUCCUCUUCCUCCUCCUCUUCUCUCCCAAACGAAAGGAAAAAUGAGGUGAACUAAUGCCAUGCAGAGGAGCUUCCCAUUGGUCAGUGUUUGGUCAGCUGGUCUCUGACUCCCCCUAUGCUCCUCACCCAAUUCCUGUCCCAUACACACACAUAGACUCUUUCUUGCUACCGAGCCCCCCACCACACACUACCAAAGCACUGGCACCCAGCCACCCAGCUUCACCCUCCUCACCCCUCCUCCCAAUCUGCGAUAAACUCAGUGAUAGCAGCAGCAGCCCGUCGGACUGUGGGCUAUAAAACACAACAAAUCAUAAAGUGCAGGCAGGGAAGGCAGAGGAAGGAGGACGGGAGGAAGAACCGUUAGUCUCGGUCUACUCCUCCUUCUUCUUCUUCUUCAUCGCGUUAUCAUUGUUGUUGUGUUUGUUACGUGCCCUCCUGUGCUCCCCUCUUCUCUUCUUUUCCUCCUUCUUCUCCUUUCCCACUUUUACCAAUGAGUUCAUAUUUUGUGAACUCCUCUUUUCCGGUGAUACCGGGAACGGGUGGAGGCGGCCAGACGGCGUCGGCAGAACCAUUCCUUGGUCAGAUCUCACUUUACUCAUCGGGAUACGCGGACCAUCCGCUCAGACAUUACCCAGGGGCAGCGGCUGUCACUGCGGCCGCGGCCGUGGCUUACAGCGCUCACCAGGAGAAAUCUUAUCCAGCCUCUACCUACUACCAGCAGGCUGCGAACGGAGCGUACAGUGGGCACCGAGUGACGGGGGUGGCAGUUGGGGGCUCGACCGGACCUGGUGCGUGCGACUACGCCACAGCAGCGGCGGCGGCUGCCGCGGCGGCCACGAACUUCUACCGAGACAAGGAUCAUCCCUGCAGUCUGGAUGAACACCAACUUGCUCUGAGCCAAGACGGCAUGCAUCGCAAAAUGGAGUGCGCUGGGCUCGGAGCGAAGGGGCUAUUUGGAGAAUCCAUGGAUGACAAGCAAACAGCACCAACUCCGAUUUAUCCCUGGAUGCAGCGGAUGAACGCAUGCAACGGCACCUUCGGCAGCCCCGGAAGACGCGGCCGGCAGACAUACACCCGCUACCAAACCCUGGAGCUGGAGAAGGAAUUCCACUUCAACCGGUACCUCACGCGGCGACGGCGCAUCGAAAUUGCGCACGCGCUCUGCCUCACGGAGCGCCAGAUUAAGAUCUGGUUCCAGAACCGGAGAAUGAAGUGGAAGAAGGAGAACAAGCUCAUUAACUCAUCUUCUUCCUCCUCUUCCUCCUCUUUCACUCUAAACGGUACAGAUGAAGAAGAGAAACGGACGGAGUGAAAGAAAAAAAAUGACGUGAGACAUUAAAAGCAAGAGAAGGAUGGAAGAAAAUUCAUGCUCCAAUGUGUUUUUUAGGUGUGGACAUUUUGUGAGCCCACCGCUCCGGUCGUUUCCGUCUGACAGCUCAGCCGUGUGGAUCACAAAAAGGAACGAGAUGCUUUAUUUUCUCUAAAAAGAGUCUCUAAGCGCUGUCUCAGUGAAAACAACGUUCUGACCCACUUUAGAUCUGGAGCUGCUUCUUCUUCUAUACUUUAAAAACAGAAAAAAAAUGCACUCUCCUAAAUCCUACAUACUUACUAAAUGCUGAAACUUUAGGAGGCUAUAGGCAGAGUGGCAGCCAUGGAAAGUAGAUAAA